CGCGGCUGCGGCCGCCGCUCCAAUGGCGGGCUGUGCUGCCGGGCACGGCCCCUCACAGUGACACGCCGCUCCGGCACGCCGCGCUGGCGCCGGGCCCGCACCGAGGGGUGCCGCGGAGGGCGGCGCUGUCCGCGGCCGAUCGGGCGGUGAGAUGGCGGCGGUGCUGCGGCGCGGAGCGGCCGGGCUCCUUAGCAGAUUGCAGACAUCUGCUCCCACAGUACAAACUCUGUCAUCAUCAUCAUCAAAGUCCUUCUCACAAAACAUUCCAAGCUGUUUGUGGAAACUGGGCCGACUCAAUCACGUAGCAAUUGCAGUGCCUGAUUUGGAGAAAGCUCAGUCCUUGUAUAAAGAUGUGUUAGGAGCCCAGGUGAGUGAGACUGUUGCUCUUCCUGAACAUGGUGUCUACACUGUUUUUGUGGAGCUGGGAAAUACCAAGCUGGAACUUCUACAUCCUUUAGGAGAGAAAAGUCCCAUUGCAAGCUUCCUGCAAAAAAACAAGACUGGAGGAAUGCAUCAUAUCUGCAUUGAGGUUGAUGACAUAAAAGCAGCUAUGACAGAACUGAAGAAAAAAAAAAUACGAAUAUUGAGUGAAGAGCCAAAAAUAGGUGCACAUGGCAAACCUGUGAUCUUUCUUCACCCUAAAGAUUGCCAUGGAGUCCUUGUGGAACUUGAGCAAGCUUGAGCUGCAAUAUUCAUAAAUUAAACAAUAGAAGAGUUGUGAAGUUCCUGAGCUGGUGCUGGGAAUAUUGAUGUGGUAUUCAGUCUUUCCAAGUUCAUUGAAGUUCCCAUGGAUGAAGUACAGCUUUUGAGUACUGAAACAGUGCUACAGACUCAGGGUCUGUCUUUGCUGUUGUUGAUUUAAUUUUCGGAAUUAAUGUGUUGGCAUUUCUUGGAUUCUCUGUGAUUCUAAACACAUAUACAUGAGCUAAGUUCCGUAUGUACCAUAGUAAUUUAUCUUUUGUUGCCUGUUUGCAGCAAGAUUUUACCUCUGUAGCCAGAGAGACUGUACAGUUUCUAGGUCAAGCUGCAUUAUUUUGCUCUACAUUUCAGAGCAGAGACCCACUUCCCAGUGACAACAACAUGGCUUAGACAUUUUCAUUAGAAAUAAAGGAGAACAAAUAUUGUGCUUUCCUCUUUUCACCAUUCACCAUCUGUGCUUCACACUGAUUGACUGGUUUGUGCAAUAAAAACCCCAUAUAUUAUUGUA
This is a messenger RNA of Serinus canaria (Common canary), 1207 nucleotides long. It is a transcript of the gene MCEE, whose product is annotated as methylmalonyl-CoA epimerase. NCBI's taxonomy places the organism in Eukaryota, Metazoa, Chordata, Aves, Passeriformes, Fringillidae. The transcript is spliced from 3 exons. The record is from RefSeq and is a predicted model, not a curated record. The coding region runs from base 152 to 682 and encodes 176 amino acids. Gene Ontology annotation, molecular function: methylmalonyl-CoA epimerase activity. Gene Ontology annotation, biological process: L-methylmalonyl-CoA metabolic process. Gene Ontology annotation, cellular component: mitochondrion.